UCUUCCCUGUCUUCUCUUGGCCCUGGUUCACUUCGCCCGCCCCUUCCCUCUCGCUUCGCAAUAAUCCCAUAUAUUUCCCCUCGGGCUUAUUAUUAUUUUUAUUAUCGCCCAAUUCCCACCUCGCUCUAAUUCUUUUUCAAAUCGAUCACAGGAGCGAAACCCCUCCCCCUUUUAAACCCCAACAUCGCAUCCGAUCUAAAUGGCUUUCCACAUCGCUUGCCCCAUCACUUGCCGGCAGAUUUGCGACUGCGAGCUCGGAUUCCCGGCGGGGCUGCGCGGGGAGGCGGGGAAGGGCGCGUUCUUGGAUGAGAUCGACGCGCUCGAGGAGUUCUUGAGUGACCCGUGGACCGUCCGGCCAGACGCCGCCGAGAGGGAGGAGGAGGAGACGGUCCAGGUAUGGGUGCCUCGCGUGUCGCCGGCCGUUGCCGUGCCCUCCGCGGCCGUGGACGACAGGGGCGCCGGCGUAGGCGACGAGGUGAAGCGGGCGUUGCUGCAGCGACAGGCGCUGGCUGCUUCCCUGGCGGCAGAGGACUAUGUCCGGAGGUUGGAGGCUGGGGGUACUGCGGAGUUACUAGGAGAGGCAACUAGCAAUCUUGCUAGGGAUGAUCAAGGGGUUUCUACCGUCAAGGUCAUGUGCCAUAUUUGUUUCUCUGGGGAAAUUGAGGGAAGUGAGAAAGUUAUGAAGAUGCUAUUGUGCAAAUCGUGCAACAGGAAAUACCACAGAAGUUGCUUGAAAACAUUGGUUGAACAUAGAGAUCUAUUUCAUUGGAGUUUGUGGUCUUGCCCUGCGUGCCGCAUCUGUGAGGUCUGCCGAAGAACUGGUGAUCCCAAUAAACUGAUGUAUUGUAAAAGGUGCGAUGGCGCUUAUCAUUGCUACUGUCAGCACCCACCACACAAGAAUGUGAGCCGUGGACCUUACUUGUGUCCAAAGCACACAAGAUGUCACAGCUGUGGGUCCACCGUUUCAGGAAGUGGUCUUAGCACAAGGUGGUUUUUAGGCUAUACCUGUUGUGAUGCUUGUGGUAGAUUGUUUGUGAAAGGAAACUACUGUCCAAUCUGUUUGAAGGUCUAUAGAGAUUCUGAAACAACACCCAUGGUUUGCUGUGAUGUUUGUGAAAGAUGGGUCCACUGCCUAUGUGAUGGCAUCAGUGAUGAAAAAUAUCAGCAGUUCCAAGCAGAUCAAAACCUACAAUAUAAAUGUGCUGCAUGCCGUGGCGAUUGCUACCAGGUCGAGGAUAUAGAUGAUGCUGUUCGAGAACUUUGGAAGAGGAAAGAUAUUGCUGACAAUGAUUUGAUUGCAAGUUUGAGGGCUGCUGCAGGGUUACCAUCUCAUGAAGUGACAUAUUCAAUCUCUCCCUAUUCGGGUGAUGAGCAAAGUGGUCCAAUCAUACUUAAGAAUGAUAAUAACAAGCCCCUGAAGUUUUCACUCAAAGGGAUUAGUGAUAAAUCUUCAGAAUAUGGGAAUACCACCUCAAACAAGAAGCAAGUGAAAAAGAAAGGGUACUGGAUCAAGUUGGUUGGUAAAACAGAAGAGGCAUAUCCUGAACUUGACAAACAGGAUGAAACAAGAUCAUUAGAGUGUAAGUAUAGAGAUCAGAACAUUGAUGAAAUGACCACUUUCAGACCUGAUGGCCCAGAUAUACUUUCAUCUUCUACAGCUAGAGACCCUAAUGGUAAUGGUGUGAAAUCCUGCACAAAUCAGCUUGGUACUUUUGACCAAAGCAUGGCCAAGGAACCAGCAAGCAGUAAUGCUGAUAUGAUACCAAAAGUCAAAAUAAAAAGUAGUAAGUUGCAGGGUUUGCAUUUUAAAGAAUGUGCAGAUAAAAGUGCAAACAAGAUUGAAACUACAAGAAGUACCAAACUAGUUAUACAUAUUGGUUCAAUAAACAGAAAUGCAUCCAACUCUCCAAAAUCUGAAACUUCCAGCUGUCAUAAGGAUCAAGAUUUGGUCAAUUGCUUUGGUGCCAAAAUGGUUAAUGCAAAUGUGAUGAGAACUCCAAAGCAUGGAGUUAAAGAAAAAACAAAAGUAAAGAUUGGAAAAGUUUAUGUGAAGCCCCAGAAAAGUAAUGGUAAUGUGACUGAUGAAUGUGACCUUAAUGCUACAGAUUUAUCAGUUGAGAGGAUGAACGAGGCAAACUUUGCAGCAGAAAAUGAUACAACCGAAAGGAGCAACAAGGUUUGCCAGAAAAAGCAUUCUGCAGAUAUAUAUGUUAAGCCACAGAGAGACAGCAGUGAGAUGUCACCCUCAGAUUUUACCUCCAGUUCCUCCAAAGACCUGAAGACUUCGCUGAAGCUAAAAUUUAAGAAUCCAUGUUUUGAGCAGAAAAGCUCAUGGGCUCCUCAUGUAGAGGAAGACAACACUGUUAAGGGGCAGAGAUCAAAGAGAAAGAGACCUUCAACUGAGAAAAUGGGUGGAUGGCAGGAUGAUAGAUCAUCAAAGUUGCAUCUGGAGAAUCUUAUUGAUGAGGCAAUGGAUGCAAAUUGGAUAUUGCAGAAGUUGGGCAAGGAUGCAAUUGGGAAGAGAGUUGAAGUCCAACCAACAAAUAGUUCUUGGCAUCAAGGAGUGGUUAUCGAUGUCAACCAAAGCACUUCAUCUUUGUCCGUCCAUUUGGAUGAUGGAAGAUCUACCCUCUUGGAGCUUGGGAAACAAGGACUUCGGUUUAUUUCUCAGAAACAGAGGACAAAAUCAUGAAGUAGUUGAUGUUCCUUGCAUUGCUGAAUUCUCCAAGGGGAAGUUCACUGCUCACAUGCGCCUCCAAACUCGUGGGAUUUCAAGCUUUUUAAUUUUAGCUCCCCUGAUGGAGCUAUUCUUGUUUGGGGCUUGUUAGUCUCUGUAUUAUUGGAUAAAAAUGCCAUGAACUAACAUAUCAACAUUUGCUGAAGGAUAGAACGCCCCUGUUAUAAUUGUAACAUUUGUAUCAUCUAUUGCAUUCUUUGCUUGAGGAGUCAUCCACUCAAUUCAUCCUUUCA
This is a messenger RNA of Musa acuminata AAA Group (dessert banana), 2970 nucleotides long. RefSeq lists its product as uncharacterized. Gene Ontology annotation, biological process: positive regulation of transcription by RNA polymerase II; negative regulation of DNA-templated transcription. Gene Ontology annotation, cellular component: chromatin. The coding region runs from base 200 to 2692 and encodes 830 amino acids. The transcript has 12 exons. Gene Ontology annotation, molecular function: transcription coregulator activity. NCBI's taxonomy places the organism in Eukaryota, Viridiplantae, Streptophyta, Magnoliopsida, Zingiberales, Musaceae. The record is from RefSeq and is a predicted model, not a curated record.